This is a messenger RNA of Dipodomys spectabilis (banner-tailed kangaroo rat), 13181 nucleotides long. It is a transcript of the gene Prkdc, whose product is annotated as protein kinase, DNA-activated, catalytic subunit. Lineage: Eukaryota; Metazoa; Chordata; Mammalia; Rodentia; Heteromyidae. The coding region runs from base 1 to 12426 and encodes 4141 amino acids. The transcript is spliced from 86 exons. Gene Ontology annotation, molecular function: protein binding; DNA-dependent protein kinase activity. The record is from RefSeq and is a predicted model, not a curated record. Gene Ontology annotation, cellular component: nucleus. Gene Ontology annotation, biological process: telomere maintenance; double-strand break repair via nonhomologous end joining; intrinsic apoptotic signaling pathway in response to DNA damage.
AUGGCGGACUCCAGGAGCGGCGUGCGGGCGUCCUUGCUGCAGUUGCAGGACUACUUGUCCGCCGCGGACCACGGCACCGCGGCCGUGGCCAGCUAUCAGCUGGUCCGCGGCCUGGGACAGGAGUGCGUGCUGAGUACCAGCCCCGCGGUGCAGGCAUUACAGACUUCCUUAAUUUUUUCCAAAGAUUUUGGUUUGCUUGUAUUUGUUCGAAAAUCACUUAACAUUGAUGAAUUUCGUGAUUGUAGAGAAGAAGCCCUAAAGUUUUUAUGUGUUUUCUUAGAGAAAAUUGGCGAAAAGGUCAUGCCUUAUUCUCUUGAUAUUAAGAAUAUUUGUACCAGUGUUUAUACAAAAGACAGAGCCGCUAAAUGUAAAGUUCCAGCCCUAGAUCUUCUUAUUAAGUUAUUUCAGAUGCUGAGAAGUUCGAGACUCAUGGAUGACUUUAAGGUUGGAGAAUUAUUUAAUAAAUUCUAUAGAGAACUUGCAAUGAAAUCAAAAAUACCAGAUACAGUUUUAGAAAAAAUAUAUGAGUUCCUUGGAGUAUUAGGUGAAGUACAUCCUAGUGAGAUGAUAACUUAUUCAGAAAACUUGUUCCGGGCUUUUCUGGGUGAACUUAAGACUCAGAUGACAUCUACAGUACGAGAACCCAAACUUCCUGUUGUGGCUGGAUGUCUGAAGGGAUUGUCAUCACUUUUGUGCAACUUUACUAAGUCCAUAGAAGAAGAUCCUCAGACUUCAAAAGAGAUUUUUGAUUUUGCCCUAAAAGCAAUUCGUCCUCAGGUUGAUCUGAAGAGAUAUGCGGUGCCCUUAGCUGGCCUACGUUUAUUUACGUUGCAUGCCUCUCAGUUUAGCACCUGCCUUCUGGACAACUAUGUUACUUUAUUUGAAGUACUGUCAAAGUGGUGCAGCCAUCUAAAUGUAGAACUGAAAAAAGCUGCACAUUCAGCCCUGGAAUCCUUUCUGAAACAGGUUUCUUCUAUGGUGGCAAAAGAUGCAGAGGUGCAUAAGAGUAUGCUGCAGUACUUUAUGGAUCAGUUCUAUGGAAUCAUUAGAAACAUGGAUUCAAACAACAAAGAGUUAUCCAUUGCUAUUCGUGGAUAUGGACUAUUUGCGGGACCUUGCAAGGUUAUAAAUGCAAAAGAUGUUGACUUCAUGUAUGUGGAGCUCAUUCAGCGCUGCAAGCAGAUGUUUCUCACCCAGACAGAAACUACUGAUGACCACGUUUAUCAGAUGCCUACUUUCCUCCAGUCUAUUGCAAGCGUCUUGCUCUACCUUGACACAGUUCCUGAGGUAUAUACUCCAGUUCUGGAACACCUGAUGGUGGCACAGAUAGAUAAUUUUCCACAAUAUAGUCCAAAAAUGCAGUCGUUAUGCUGUAAAGCCAUAGUGAAAGUUUUUCUAGCCUUAGCAGAAAAAGGACCAGUUCUCUGGAAUUGCAUUAGUACUGUGGUGCAUCAGGGUUUAAUCAGAAUAUGUUCUAAACCAGUGCUCUUUCAAAAGGGUACUGAGUCUGAAUCUGAAGACCUUCGUGCCUCGGGUGAGGUUAGAACUGGCAAAUGGAAGGUGCCAACGUACAAGGACUAUGUGGAUCUUUUUAGACAUCUCUUGAGCUGUGACCAGAUGAUGGAUUUCAUUUUAGUAGAUGAAACAUUUCUCUUUGUGAAUUCAUCUCUUCAAAGUCUGAACCGUUUACUCUAUGAUGAAUUUGUAAAAUCAGUUUUGAAGAUUGUGGAGAAAUUGGAUCUUACAUUAGAAAAACAGACUGUUGGUGAACAAGAGGAUGGAACUGAAGCUGCUGGUAUUUGGGUGAUCCCUACCUCAGAUCCAGCUGCUAACUUGCAUCCCGCUAAACCUAAAGAUUUUUUAGCUUUCAUUAACCUGGUGGAGUUUUCCAGAGAGAUCCUCCCUGAGAAGCAAGUAAGAUAUUUUGAACCAUGGGUGUAUUCUUUUUCAUAUGAGUUAAUUUCACAGUCUACACGGUUACCACUUAUCAGUGGUUUCUACAAGUUACUUUCUGUUGCAGUGAGAAAUGCCAAAAAAAUAAAAUACUUUGAGGGAGUAAGCCCAAAGAAUCUGAGACAGUCUUUUGAGGACCCAGAAAAAUAUUCUUGUUUUGCUUUAUUUGCAAAAUUUGGUAAAGAGGUAUCAGUUAAAAUGAAGCAAUACAAAGAUGAACUUUUGGCCUCCUGUUUGACAUUUGUUCUGUCCCUGCCACCCAACAUCAUUGAACUUGAUUUUAGAGCCUAUGUUCCUGCAUUGAAGAUGGCUUUCAAGCUGGGCCUGAGCUAUACACCACUGGCCGAAGUAGGAUUGAGUGCUCUUGAAGAAUGGUCAGUACACAUCCGAAAGCAUGUAAUUCAGCCUUACUACAAAGACAUUCUCCCCUCUCUUGAUGGAUACCUGAAAACUGCUAGCUUAUCAGAUGAGACCAAGAAUAAAUGGGAAGUGUCAGCACUUUCUAAUGCUGCCCAGAAAGGAUUUAAUAAAGUUGUGUUAAAGCAUUUGAAAAGGACAAAGAACAUUUCAUCAAAAGAAGCACUGUCCUUAGAAGAAAUAAGAAUUAGAGUAGUACACAUGCUUGGAUUUCUAGGAGGACAAAUAAACAAACAUCUUGUGACAGCUGUAUCCGCAGAUGAAAUGAUGAAGAAGUGUGUGGCCUGGGACAGAGAGAAGAGACUCAGCUUUGCAAUACCAUUCAGAGAGAUGAAGCCUGUCAUUUAUUUGGAUGUAUUCUUGCCUCGAGUCACUGAAUUGGCUCUUUCAGCUAGUGAUAGACAAACUAAAGUGGCAGCUUGUGAAUUGUUACACAGCAUGGUCAUGUUUAUGUUGGGAAAAGCCACUCAGAUGCCUGAAAGUGGCCAGGAUUUCCCACCCAUGUACUGGCUGUACAAGCAUACUUUUCCUGUGCUGCUCCGCCUUGCAUGUGAUGUGGAUCAGGUAACAAGACAACUCUAUGAGCCACUUGUUAUGCAGCUGAUUCACUGGUUCACUAACAAUAAGAAAUUUGAAAGUCAGGAUACUGUUGCCUUACUAGAAUCCAUAUUGGAUGGUAUUGUGGACCCCAUUGAUAGCACUUUAAGAGAUUUUUGUGGUCGGUGUAUUCGAGAGUUCCUCAAGUGGUCUAUUAAGCAAACAACACCACAGCAACAAGAGAAGAGUCCAGUAAAUACCAAAUCGCUUUUCAAGCGGCUGUACAGCUUUGCACUUCAUCCUAAUGCUUUCAAAAGGUUGGGGGCAGCUCUUGCUUUUAAUAACAUCUACAGGGAAUUCAGGGAAGAAGAGUCUCUGGUAGAACAGUUUGUGUUUGAAGCGUUGGUGAUAUAUAUGGAAAGUUUGGCUCUGGCACAUGCAGAUGAGAAAUCCUUAGGUACAAUUCAGCAAUGCUGUGAUGCCAUUGAUCACCUAAGGCGCAUCAUUGAAAAGAAGCACAUUUCUUUAAACAAAGCAAAAAAACGACGUUUGCCUCAAGGGUUUCCACCAUCAGCAUCAUUGUGCUUGUUGGAUCUUGUCCAGUGGCUUUUAGCUCACUGUGGAAGACCCCAGACAGAAUAUCGACACAAGUCCAUAGAACUCUUUUACAAAUUCGUUCCUUUACUACCAGGCAACAAAUCCCCUUCUUCAUGGUUAAAGGAUAUUAUCAAAAAAGAAGGUACUUCUUUUCUUAUAAGCACAUUUGAGGGAGGAGGUGGCAGAAGUGACCAGAUGUCCGGUAUUCUUGCUCAGCCAACCCUCUUCCACUUGCGGGGCCCAUUUAGCCUGCGAACAGUCCUGCAGUGGCUGGAUCUGCUUCUGGCCGCAUUGGAGUGCUACAACACAUUUAUUGAGGAGAAGACUGUGGAAGCUCAUGAGGUUCUAGGAGGUACUGAAUCACAGUCUUCACUCUUCAAGUCAGUGGCCUUCUUUUUAGAAAGCAUUGCUGCUCAUGAUAUCACAGCUGCUGAACAGUGCUUUGACACAGGGGCAGCAGGCAACCAUCCCAGCCCACACGAGGAGGAGAAAUACAAGUAUAGCAAGUGUACUGUUAUCGUCCGAAUUAUGGAAUUUACUACAACACUGCUCAGUACUUCCCCUGAAGGAUGGAAGCUCCUGGAGAAAGAUUUGUGUAAUGCAAACCUUAUGAAACUCUUAGUGAAAAUGCUGUGUGAGCCCUCAAGCAUAGGUUUCAAUAUUGGUGAUGUCCAGGUUAUGGAUAGUCUUCCCAGGAUAUGUGUGAACCUCAUGAAAGCACUGAAGAAGUCCCCAUACAGAGACAUUUUUGAGACUCACCUGAAAGAAAAAAUGACAGCACAGAGUAUUGAGGAGCUCUGUUCCAUUGACUUAUGUGGUCCUGAUGCACACCUGGAGAGGACCAGGCUUAUGUCCAUAGUGUCAGCCUAUAAACAACUUCACAAAGCUGGCUUCUUGCUUCUUAUUUUACCAUCUCAGUCUACAGAUGUUUGUCAUAAUGUUGGUGCAAGACUUCUUUCCCUGGUUUAUAAAGGCAUUGCAUCUGGCGAGGAAAGACGGUGCCUCCCAUCACUGGACCCCAGCUGUGUACGUCUCGCCACUGGACUUCUGGAGCUGGCCUUCUGUUUUGGAGGACUGUGUGAGCACCUUGUAAGUCUUCUCUUGAGUCCAGCAACAUUGUCCACACUAUCCUUGAGCAGCUCACAGAGAAGCAUCACCAGCUUCUUCCAUGGAGAGUAUUUCUAUAGCUUAUUCUCAGAAACUAUCAAUGCUGAACUGUUGAAGAAUCUUGAUAUUGCUGUGUCAGAGCUCAUGAAAUCAUCAGUGCAUAAUCCCAAAAUGGUGAGUGCUGUUUUAAAUGGCGUGUUAGAUCAGUGCUUCAGGGAUCGAGCUAUUCAGAAACACCAGGGACUGAAGCUUGCAACUACAAUUCUGCAAAACUGGAGAACGUUUGAUUCAUGGUGGACGGGGGAUUCUGCUCCAGAAAGCAAAAUGGCAGUGCUGACGUUACUGGCAAAAAUUUUACAGAUCGAUUCAUCUGUGUCUUUUAAUACAAAUCACAGCUCAUUUCCUGAAGUCUUUACAACAUACACUAGUAUACUUUCUGAUUCAAACUUGGAUCUACACUUAAAGGGUCAAGCUGUAAUUCUUCUUCCAUUCUUCACCAACAUGACUGGCAGCAGUCUGGAAGACCUAAAGCAUGUUAUCGAGAAGCUUAUUGUUUCCAAUUUCCCUAUGAAAUCUGAUGAAUUUCCUCCAGGAACUCUGAAGUACAACAGUUAUGUGGACUGCAUAAAAAUGUUUUUAGAUGCAUUGGAAUUAUCUCAAAGUCCGGUUUUGUUACAAUUGAUGACAGAAAUUCUUUGUCGGGAACAGAAACAUGUUAUGGAAGAAUUAUUUCAAACCACUUUCAAAAAGAUGGCCAGGAGGAGUUCUGGUGUUACACAAUUAGGUCUUCUGGAAAGCGUGUAUAGAAUGUUCCGGAAGGAUGACUUGCUUUCAAACAUCACUCGCCAAGCAUUUGUAGAUCGUUCUCUCCUUACCCUGUUGUGGCACUGCAAUCUGGAUGUUCUAAGAGAAUUCUUUAGCAAAAUUGUGGUGGAUGCCAUUGAUGUGCUGAAGUCCAGGUUCACAAAGCUAAGUGAAUCUACGUUUGACACUCAAAUCACCAAGAAGAUGGGCUAUUAUAAGAUAAUAGAUGUGAUGUAUUCUCGUCUUCCAAAAGAUGAUGUUCACUCUAAGGAUUCUAUAAUUAAUCAAGUUUUCCAUGGCUCCUGUAUUACAGAAGGAAAUGAGCUUACAAAGACACUUAUUAAGUUAUGCUAUGAUACAUUUACGGAGAAUAUGGCAGGAGAGAGCCAGUUGCUGGAGAGGAGACGACUUUACCAUUGUGCUGCAUACAACUGUGCCAUUUCUGUUAUCUGCUGUGUCUUCAAUGAAUUGAAAUUUUACCAAGGUUUUCUGUUUAGUGAAAAACCAGAAAAGAACUUGCUUAUUUUUGAAAAUCUGAUAGACUUGAAGCGCUGUUACACAUUUCCUAUAGAAGUUGAGGUUCCCAUGGAAAGAAAGAAAAAGUAUUUUGAAAUUAGGAAAGAAGCCAGGGAGGCGGCAAAUGGAGGUUCAGAUGGUCCUCAUUAUAUUUCUUCCUUGUCAUAUAUGGAAGACAGUAGCCUGAGUGAGGAAAUGAGUCAAUUUGAUUUCUCAACUGGAGUUCAGAGCUAUUCCUACAGCUCCCAAGACCCUAAAUCUACUAUUGGUCAUUUUCGGACACGAGAACGACAAGACCCUAAGAUCCAAGAUGAUGUUUUGGAGUUAGAAAUGGAUGAGCUCAAUCAGCAUGAAUGUAUGGCAAACAUGACAGCACUGAUUAAGCACAUGCAGAGAAACCUGACACCCAGAAGAGAAGAGGGUUCAGUGUCAAAAGAUUUUCCUCCUUGGAUGAAAUUUAUUCAUGAUAAACUAGGAAAUUCAACAGUACCGUUAAAUAUCCGUCUCUUCUUAGCCAAGCUUGUUAUUAAUGCAGAAGAGGUCUUUCGCCCUUACGCAAAGCACUGGCUUAGCCCCUUGCUACAGCUGGUUGUUUCUGAAAACAAUGGAGGAGAAGGAAUUCACUACAUGGUGGUUGAAAUAGUAGCUACUAUUCUCUCAUGGACAGGCUUGGCUACUCCUACAGGGGUCCCUAAAAAUGAAGUAUUAGCAAAUCGUUUGCUUCAUUUCCUAAUGAAACAUGUCUUUUAUCCAAAAAGAGCUGUGUUUAGACAUAACCUUGAAAUUAUAAAAACUGUUGUUGAAUGCUGGAAAGAGUGUCUCUCAAUUCCUUACAGGCUAAUAUUUGAAAAGUUUUCCAGCCAGAACACUAAUUCUAAAGACAAUUCCAUAGGGAUUCAGUUAUUAGGCAUUGUAAUAGCCAAUAAUUUGCCUCCCUAUGAUCCAAAGUGUGGCAUAGAGAGUAUUGAAUACUUUCAAGCUUUGGUUAAUAAUAUGUCUUUUGUAAAAUAUAAAGAGGUAUAUGCAGCAGCAGCAGAAGUCCUAGGACUUGUUCUUCAAUAUAUGUUUGAAAGAAAAAAUGUACUAGCAGAGUCGAUACAUGAACUGGUUGUAAAACAAUUGAAACAACAUCAAAAUACUAUGGAAGACAAAUUUAUUGUGUGCUUGAACAAAGUAGUAAAGGGCUUCCCUCGCCUUGCUGACAGGUUCUUGAAUGCUGUGUUCUUUCUCUUGCCAAAAUUUCAUGGAAUAAUGAAGACACUUUGUCUAGAGGUAAUACGUUGUCGUGCAGAGGAAAUAACAGACCUGUACUUCCAGCUGAAGAGCAAGGACUUUUUUCAAGUCAUGAGACAUAGAGAUGAUGAAAGACAAAAAGUGUGUUUGGACAUAAUUUAUAAGAUAAUGGCAAAAUUAAAACCAGUAGAACUCCGAGAACUUCUGAACCCUGUCAUGGAAUUUGUCUCCCAUCCUUCUCCAAUGUGUAGGGAACAAAUGUAUAACAUUGUCAUGUGGAUUUAUGAUAAUUACAGAGAUCCAGAAAGUCAAAUGGAUGGUGACUCCCAGGAAAUACUUAAAUUGGCCAAAGAUGUGUUGAUUCAAGGAUUGAUUGAUGAGAACCUUGGGCUUCAAUUAAUUAUUCGGAAUUUCUGGAGCCAUGAAACCAGAUUACCAUCAAAUACCUUGGACCGAUUAUUGGCACUAAAUUCUUUAUAUUCUCCUAAGAUUGAAGUUCACUUUUUAAGUUUAGCAACAAAUUUUCUUCUUGAAAUGACCAGGAUGAGCCCUGAUUAUCUGAACCCCAUAUUUGAGCAUCCUCUGUCAGAGUGCGAAUUUCAGGAGUGUACCAUUGAUCCUGACUGGCGCUUCCGAAGUACUGUUCUCACUCCGAUGUUUAUUGAGACCCAGGCUUCUCUGAGUACCCCCCAGACCCAAACCCAGGAAGGCUUCCUCCAAACUCGAGGGCCAAAGACUGGACAAGUACGAGCCACCCAACAGCAAUAUGAUUUUACUCCUACACAAACUACAGAUGGAAGAAGUUCAUUUAAUUGGCUUACUGGAAGCAGCAUUGACCCACUGGCAGAUUACACAGUGUCCUUGUCGUCUGAUUCCUCGUCUUCCUCCUUGCUGUUUACCCACAAGAGGAGUGAAAAGUCACAGAGAGUAUCUUGGAAGCCAGUAGGACCUGAUUUUGGGGAAAAAAAGCUGAACCUUCCUGGAGAUGAGGUGGAUAACAAAGCAAAUGGCGGUACAGACAGCCGGGCAGAAAUACUGAGAUUACGCAGACGAUUUUUAAAGGACCGAGAAAAACUUAGUAUGAUUUAUGCCAGGAAAGGCCUUGACGAACAAAAACGAGAGAAGGAGAUGAAGAGUGAGUUAAAAAUUAAGCAGGACGCCCAUGUCAUCCUGUACAGAAGCUACCGUCAUGGAGACCUUCCUGACAUCCAGAUCCAGCACAGCAGCCUGAUUACCCCCUUGCAGGCUGUGGCCCAGAAAGAUCCAAUUAUUGCCAAACAGCUUUUUAGUGGCUUAUUUUCUGGGAUUGUAAAAGAGAUGGAUAAACUAAAGACAGAGUCUGAAAAAACCAUGAUUACUCAGAAAUUGCUGCAAGACUUCAAUCAUUUUCUUAAUACCACAUUCUUUUUCUUUCCACCGUUUGUAUCUUGCAUCCAGGAAAUCAGUUGUCAACAUGCAGACUUGCUAAGUCUUGAUCCAGCUGCCAUUCGUGCCAGCUGCCUGGCUAGUCUGCAGCAGCCUGGGGGUAUCUGCCUUCUUGAGCAAGCACUGCUCCAGCUAAUGCCUACAGAGCGCCCCACCAAACGCAUCCGGGGCAAGUCCCAGCUUCCUCCGGAUGUUCUCCGGUGGAUGGAACUUGCGAGGCUGUAUAGAUCGAUUGGAGAGUAUGACGUACUCCGUGGGAUUUUUAGCACUGAGAUAGGAACUAAAAAGGACAGUCAGAAUGCGUUAUUAGCAGAAGCCAGAAGUGAUUAUUCUGGAGCUGCUAAACAGUACAAUGAGGCUCUCAAUAAACAAGAGUGGGAAGAUGGUGAGCCCACAGAGGCUGAGAAGGACUUUUGGGAAAUGGCAGCCCUUGACUGCUACAAUCACCUCUCAGAGUGGAAAUCACUUGAGUACUGCUCUACAGCCAGUGUAGACAGUGAGAGCCCUCCCGACCUAAGUAAAAUCUGGAGUGAAGCAUUUUAUCAGGAGACCUAUCUACCGUACAUGAUUCGCAGCAAGCUGAAACUCCUGCUUCAAGGAGAGGGAGACCAGUCCUUGCUGACGUUUAUGGAUCAGGCCAUGCGCAAGGAGCUGCAGCAGGUUCUCCUAGAGGUUCAGUACAGUCAGGAGUUGAGUCUUCUCUACAUAUUGCAAGAUGAUGUUGACAGGGCCAAAUAUUAUAUUGAAAAUGGCAUUCAGAUUUUUAUGCAGAAUUAUUCUAGUAUUGAUGUUCUCUUACAUAGAAGUAGACUUGCAAAAUUACAGUCUAUACAAACAUUAACAGAAAUUCAGGAGUUCAUCAGCUUUAUCAGAAAAGAAGGUAAUUUAUCAUCUCAAGUUGCCCUUAAGAGACUUCUAAAAACUUGGACAAACAGGUACCCGGAUGUUAAAAUGGACCCCAUGAACAUCUGGGAUGAUAUUAUCACAAAUAGGUGUUUCUUUCUCAGCAAACUAGAGGAGAAGCUGGCCAUUCCAGAUCAUCACAGUAUGGAUGAAGAUACUGAUCCCAGUGACAAGGCAGAGGCGUACAAGCCAGAGGAAGAUGCUCAUUCCUUGAUACAGAGCUGCAAGUUCUCCAUGAAAAUGAAGAUGGUAGAAAGUGCACAAAAACAGAGCAAUUUUGCACUUGCCAUGAAACUGCUGAGGGAGCUACAUAAGGAAUCCAAAACAAGAGACGACUGGCUGGUGAAGUGGGUGCAGAGCUACUGCCAGCUGAGCCACUGCCGGAGCCGCACCCAGAGUGCCCCCACGCAGGUCCUCACCGUCCUGAAAACCGUUUCACUGCUGGAAGAGAACAACACAUCAAGCUACUUAAGCAAAAAUGUUCUGGCUUCCUGUGAUCAGAACAUUCUCUUGGGUACCACUUACAGGAUCAUGGCUGAUGCUCUCAGCAAGGAGCCAGCCUGUCUUGCUGGCAUGGAGGAGAGCAAGGCUAGACGGAUCUUGGAGCUUUCUGGAUCCAGUACAGCAAGUACAGAGCGGGUGAUCACUGGUCUGAACCAGAAAGCAUUCUAUCACCUCACCAAGGCUGUGCAGUCAGUGGAGGAGGAGGCCCAGCUGUCCUCCUGGGGCCAUGGACCUGUGACUGGGAUGACCAGCGCUUAUAUGAUGCUGGCUGAUUUCUGUGACCAGCAGCUCCGCAAAGUGGAAGAAAAUGCAUCCAGUGACUGUCAAAAGAAAAAAUCAAUUACAGAUUCUGUAGAACUGGAGACUUAUCCAGCACUUGUGGUGGAGAAAAUGUUGAGAGCUUUAAAAUUAAAUUCCACUGAAGCCAGACUCAAGUUUCCUAGAUUACUUCAGAUCAUAGAACUGUAUCCAGAGGAGACCUUGAGCCUAAUGACAAAAGAGAUGUCUUGCAUUCCUUGCUGGCAGUUCAUUGGCUGGAUCAGCCACAUGGUGGCGCUACUGGACAAAGAGGAAGCUGUGGCAGUGCAGCCCACUGUGGAAGAGAUUGCCAAUCACUACCCACAAGCAAUCGUCUAUCCUUUCAUAAUAAGCAGUGAAAACUAUUCCUUUAAAGAUACUUCUGCCAGUCAUAAGAAUAAGGAGUUUGUGGCAAGGAUCAAAAGUAAGUUAGAUCAAGGAGGAGUGAUUCAAGAUUUCAUUAAUGCCUUAGAACAGCUCUCCAAUCCUGAUCUUCUCUUUAAGGACUGGGUUGCUGAUACAAAAGAUGAAUUAGGAAAAAUUCCUGUAAAUCAAAAAAACAUUGAAAAACUUUAUGAAAGAAUGUAUGCAACUUUGGGCAACCUGAAGUCCCCAGGCCUAGGCCCCUGUAGAAGGAGAUUCAUUCAGGCCUUUGGGAAAGAAUUUGAUAAACACUUUGGGAACAAAGGUUCUAAGCUCUCUAGAAUGAAGCUCUGUGACUUCAGUGUCAUUACUGACUCACUGCUUACAAAAAUGAGGAAAGACUCAAAGCCACCUGGAAAUCUGAAAGAAUAUUCACCAUGGAUGAGUGAGUUCAAAGUGGAGUUUCUGAGAAACGAGCUGGAGAUUCCUGGUCAAUAUGAUGGCAAGGGAAAGCCACUGCCUGAAUACCAUGUACGGAUCUCUGGGUUUGAUGAACGGGUAAAAGUAAUGGCUUCCUUGAGAAAACCGAAGCGCAUCAUCAUCCGAGGCCAUGAUGAAAAGGAGUACCCUUUCCUUGUGAAGGGAGGGGAGGACCUCCGGCAGGACCAGCGCAUCGAGCAGCUCUUCCAGGUCAUGAAUGUCAUCCUCUCCCAGGAUGCUGCUUGCAGUCAAAGAAACAUGCAGUUAAAGACGUACCAUGUUGUACCCAUGACUUCCAGAUUAGGAGUAAUUGAAUGGAUUGAAAAUACUCUGACCUUGAAGGAACUUCUUCUGAAUAACAUGUCCCAAGAGGAAAAAGCCGCUUACAUGAGUGAUCCCAAAGCACCAGUUUUUGAGUAUAAAGAUUGGCUGACAAAGAUGUCAGGGAAACGUGAUGUUGGAGCUUAUAUACAAAUGUAUAGGGGAGCUAAUCGAACAGAAACAGUCAUGGCCUUUAGAAAAAGGGAAAGUAAAGUGCCAGCUGAUCUGUUAAAGAGGGCCUUCGUGAAGAUGAGCACAGGCCCAGAGGCCUUCCUGGCGCUGCGCUCCCACUUCGCCAGCUCUCAUGCACUGCUGUGUGUCAGCCACUGGCUCCUGGGGAUUGGAGACAGACACCUGAAUAACUUCAUGGUGGCCAUGGAGACAGGUGGUGUGAUUGGAAUAGACUUUGGACAUGCAUUUGGAUCAGCUACACAGUUUCUCCCAGUUCCUGAGUUGAUGCCUUUCCGUCUUACACGCCAAUUUAUCUAUCUGAUGUCACCCAUGAAAGAAACAGGUCUUGUGUACAGUGUCAUGGUCCAUGCACUGAGGGCCUUCCGCUCAGACGCAGACCUGCUUAGUAACACCAUGGAUGUGUUUGUCAAGGAGCCCUCCUUUGACUGGAAAAAUUUUGAACAAAAAAUGUUGAAGAAAGGAGGAUCAUGGGUUGAAGAAAUAAAUAUAACUGAAAAGAACUGGUAUCCUCGACAGAAAAUAUGUUAUGCUAAGAGAAAGUUAGCAGGUGCCAAUCCAGCAGUUAUUACAUGUGAGGAGUUACUUCUGGGCCAUGAGAAGUCACCUGCCUUUGGGGGUUACACAGCUGUAGCUCGAGGAAGCAGAGAGCACAACAUCCGUGCUCGAGAGCCAGACAGUGGACUUUCAGAAGAGACUCAAGUGAAGUGUUUGAUGGACCAGGCCACAGACCCCAAUAUUCUUGGAAGAACUUGGGAGGGGUGGGAGCCCUGGAUGUGAGGUCUGUGGAAACGUGACAGCAAUAAAGCAAUAAGUUUGGGCUGGGAAGGUGGCUCAGUGGUAGAGCGCUUGCCUUGCAUGCAUGAGGCCCUGGGUUCAAUUCCUCAGCACCACAUAAGCAGACAAAAAAAUAAUAAAGCAAUAAGUUUAUUUUGAAUAUGUUAUUCAGAGGAUCUCUAAACUUUCAUUGAUAGCAAUUAGGGAGCUGAUUUUGCUGAAGCACUAAUCUUUUUAGUGAUAUAAUUCUGUAGCAUAGUUUCAGUCAAGAUCAUGACAAGUGAAGGAGUGUUGAUAAGAAUCAACAUUUUAUAACAAACAUAAUAGGAAAACAUAUGUCCAGGUUCAUCAAAGUCUUAAGUAUGUAGCCAGUGAAAUCAAUGUUCUCAAUGAACACUCCAUGGGCAUUCUCAUUGGGAUAUUGGAAAUAAUCCCUAGACUUCAUCACGAAGAUUUUGUGAAAAUGAAGUCAACAGCAAAAUUGAUAGAAUUUACACUGUGUCAAAUGAUCAUUCAAAUUAUAAAGGCAUUACACGUAUCAAUUGCAAGUGAGAAAACUGAAGCUUCAAAGUUUAGGUUGCAGACAAUCACUAAUAAUUGUUUCAAAAACCAAGGCCUUUAUGAACUAUAAGGUGUUUCUGUGCAGUAUACAGUAAAUUGGUUCAAAAUUUUAAAUAAGAGAAGGUUGUAAUGAGACAAGCUGAAUAUUAGAAAUUGUUUAGGACACUAACAAACUAUAAGCUUACUAAAAAAUGCUA